AUGGAACAAUGGUCAGAUUACGUCCGUACUCCUCCAAGCUUUGGCAGCACCCCUAAUUCAUUAAUAAACUCUUCAAAUACAGCAGUAACUUCACACGUUUUAGAUUCUGAAUUAUCUCAUUUAAUUUACUCUCUAGGAAUGCAGGAUACUUCGCAACUAGCAGGAAUGGUUGGCCCAAGUUUACCAACUCAUGGUGAUAAUUUCAAUGAAAACAGAUCAAUUUUAGUAACAAAUGUUCAUCCAGAAACAACUGAAGAAGAAAUAAGGACCAUGUUUUCAAGUGGAGAUUCAUUAUAUAACAUUGACAUGAGUAAUAUUAAAGAAGGAAAAGUUACUCUCGAUUAUUACGACUUAAGGCAGAGUUUUCGAGCUAAAAAACUAUUAAACGGAAAUGUAUUACACGGGAAUGUCAUUACAGUCGACUAUGCUCCAAUUGUUGUCGAUAAAUCCGACCCAAAAACACAGAAUCAUGGAACAAUUGCGAUUUUCCAUGUUAAAACAGCAACAGAUGACCAUAUUCGUGCUAUUUUCCAAACUUACGGCGAAAUCAGAGAAAUCAGAUCAACACCAACAAAUCCAAACCAGAAAUUUGUUGAAUUCUUCGAUAUACGAUCAGCAGCAAAGGCUUUGAAGGCUAAAAAUGGAAAAUACAUCAUGGGAACCCGUGUUAAAAUUGAAUUUAGCGCUCCUCUAAAAGUAAGGAAAGAUCAUCGUCCUCCAAUACCAAGACCUCAAUAA
This is a messenger RNA of Trichomonas vaginalis G3, 738 nucleotides long. Its product is annotated as RNA binding. Lineage: Eukaryota; Parabasalia; Trichomonadida; Trichomonadidae. Gene Ontology annotation, molecular function: RNA binding. The coding region runs from base 1 to 738 and encodes 245 amino acids. The transcript has a single exon. The record is from RefSeq and is a predicted model, not a curated record.